This is a messenger RNA of Apodemus sylvaticus (European woodmouse), 627 nucleotides long. It is a transcript of the gene Csf3, whose product is annotated as colony stimulating factor 3. The transcript has 5 exons. The record is from RefSeq and is a predicted model, not a curated record. The coding region runs from base 1 to 627 and encodes 208 amino acids. Lineage: Eukaryota; Metazoa; Chordata; Mammalia; Rodentia; Muridae. Gene Ontology annotation, cellular component: extracellular region. Gene Ontology annotation, biological process: positive regulation of myeloid cell differentiation; immune response; positive regulation of cell population proliferation. Gene Ontology annotation, molecular function: cytokine activity; growth factor activity.
AUGGCUCCAUUUUGUGCCCAGAGGCGCAUGAAGCUGAUGGCCCUACAGCUGCUGCUGUGGCACAGUGCACUGUGGUCAGGACAAGAGGCCAUCCCCCUGGUCACUGUCAGCUCCCUGCCACCAUCCCUGCCUUUGCCCCGAAGCUUCCUGCUUAAGUCCUUGGAGCAAGUGAGGAAGAUUCAGGCCAGCAGCUCGGAGCUGUUGGAGCAGUUGUGUGCCACCUACAAGCUGUGUCACCCCGAGGAGCUGGUGCUGAUUGGCCACUCUCUGGGUAUCCCGAGGGCCCCCCUGAGAGGCUGCUCUAGCCAGGCCCUGCAGCAGACAAAGUGCCUGAGGCAACUCCACAGCGGCCUCUUCCUCUACCAAGGUCUCCUGCAGGCCCUGGCAGGCAUUUCCCCCGAGGUGGCCCCCACCUUGGAAAUGCUUCAGCUGGAUGUUGCCAACUUUGCCACCACCAUCUGGCAGCAGAUGGACAGCCUGGGGGUGGCCCCUGCGGCGCAGCCCACCCGGAGCACCACGCCAACCUUCACGUCAGCCUUCCAGCGCCGGGCAGGAGGUGUCCUGGCCACUUCGUACCUGCAGAGCUUCCUAGAGAUGACGCACCAUGCUCUGCAGCACUGGGCCUAG